AUGUCUAUUGUUGGUAGCACAUCCCUGAAAUGGGGACAAGUAUCCCGCAAACACCCGCGAUAUGCGGGCAUUUGCAUGCUCACCGUGUUGCCAACAAGUGGCUGUUCUAUGAUAGAUCAUAGAGCUCUCCGACUUGAAAUGCCUAUGGAUAUCCGACAAUUAAACCAUCUUUCUCACCAGUCUUCCUUUUCCCUUGUAUCUACCUUGCUUGACAGUAUGACGCUACUGCUAUCUUUCAAACAACACUUCACGUACCAGCUCUUAGACUACCUAACCAUACAGAGCACCAUCCUUCUCCUACUUCUCGGCAUAUCAACCUACCAAGUUGUACACUUUCUGCGAGCAAGAAACAGACCACCACUCCCAACCAGUCCGCCUGGUGAGUUUCUUCUUGGACACUACCGGCUAGUCCCUGAAGAUGCCGCUUUCAAAAAGUAUGCAGAAUGGUCAAAAGAGUAUAACAGCGAUGUGCUCUUUUUCGAGACCUUUGGGACGAAGUGGAUAGUAUUGAACAGCUUGGAAUCGGCAACAGAGCUGCUUGAGAAGAGAGGAUCAAAUUAUGCGGAUCGUCCGCGAUUUGUGAUGUUUGAGGAGUAA
Messenger RNA from Podospora pseudocomata, 597 nucleotides. RefSeq lists its product as uncharacterized. The transcript is spliced from 3 exons. The record is from RefSeq and is a predicted model, not a curated record. Bases 1 to 597 code for a protein of 198 amino acids. Lineage: Eukaryota; Fungi; Ascomycota; Sordariomycetes; Sordariales; Podosporaceae. Gene Ontology annotation, molecular function: oxidoreductase activity, acting on paired donors, with incorporation or reduction of molecular oxygen; heme binding; iron ion binding.